Dama dama (fallow deer) is the source of this 573-nucleotide messenger RNA. RefSeq names its product casein kappa (gene CSN3). The transcript is spliced from 3 exons. Bases 1 to 573 code for a protein of 190 amino acids. Gene Ontology annotation, biological process: lactation; protein stabilization. The record is from RefSeq and is a predicted model, not a curated record. Gene Ontology annotation, cellular component: extracellular region. NCBI's taxonomy places the organism in Eukaryota, Metazoa, Chordata, Mammalia, Artiodactyla, Cervidae.
AUGAUGAAGAGUUUUUUCCUAGCUGUGACUAUCCUGGCAUUAACCCUGCCAUUUUUGGUUGCCCAGGAGCAAAUCCAGGAACAACCAACAGGCUGUGAGAAAGAUGAAAGAUUCUUCAAUGACAAAAUAGUCAAAUAUAUCCCAAUUCAGUAUGCGCUGAGUAGGUAUCCUAGUUAUGGACUCAAUUACUACCAACACAGACCAGUUGCACUAAUUAAUAAUCAAUUUCUGCCAUACCCAUAUUACGCAAAGCCAGGUGCAGUUAGGUCACCUGCCCAAAUUCUCCAAUGGCAAGUCUUGCCAAACACGGUGCCUGCCAGGUCCUGCCAAGCCCAGCCAACUACCAUGGCACGUCACCCACACCCACGUUUAUCAUUUAUGGCCAUUCCGCCAAAGAAAAAUCAGGAUAAAACAGACAUCCCUACCAUCAAUACCAUUGCUACUGCUGAGUCUACUAUUACACCUACCACCGAAGCAAUAGUGGACACUGUGGCUACUCAAGAAGCUUCCUCAGAAGUUAUUGAGAGUGCACCUGAGGCCAAAACAGACCAAGUUACUUCAACCGUGGUCUAA